AUGAACUCAACAGCGCAGCAAGAUUACGUGGGCAUACUCUCUAUUGGGGAUAUGGGAGCGGGUAUCGCGAAGCUCCUCAAGGCUCAUGGAUUUGAUGUUGGCACAAGCGUACAUGGCAGAAGCCGAGCUACCAUUCGACGAGCUGAGGAAGCCAACGUGGAAGUCCUGUCGUCCGAUGUUGAAUUAUUAGAGAAAUCGUCGGUUAUCCUCUCAGUUGUACCUCCAAGAGAUGCGCUGGAAACGGCGCAGCGAGUAGUGGACGCCUUACACGAACUCGCCACCCGUGGUUCGCAGCGGUGUAGCCCCUUGUACUUCAUAGAUCUUAACGCUGUUGCACCAUCAACGGCUCAAGGGACAGCUGAGCUCUUCACCUCGGUUCAGCACAGCGCUCGCUUCAUUGACGGCUCAAUCCUGGGAGAACCCCCCGUCUUCGUCCCACCAAGCGACGUAGGGCUGCAGAGCAUCACACCUACGACGGCUAUGAGCGGUGUUGAUCCCAACCUUGGUCGUUGGGUACAGCCCCAAAUCCCUAUUUCCGGUCCUCAUCACAUCACUGAUCUGCCCUAUCACGGAGCGAGACUGUAUGCGGCGCUGAACAUGCGCUAUUUGGGCACCAACGUGGGAGCUGCCAGCGGACUCAAGAUGUGUUACACAACCAUGUUCAAGGGGUACAUCGCAGUCGCCGCACAAGGAUUUACCACAGCGGAACGACUCGGCCAGCUCGACUUUCUCAAAGAUGAGUUGCAGCUACGUCUCCCAGAUCACUUACGUCUAGCCGAGAGCGGCGUCGUUGUCACGCCCCUGAAAGCAUACCGCUGGGUAUUCGAGAUGGAGGAGAUAGCCCGAACUCAUGCCGAAGAGGGUGGGUUUGCCCUGGGCUUAUUCCAAGGAGCUGCAGGGGUGUUUCGUGAUAUCGCGGAAGACAGUGUCCUCGGUGAAGAAAAGAUUGGUAGUAGAGUCCGAGGUACUACCAUGGAAGACUUUGCUGCUACGCUUGCAAGGGAUUUAGAACACAGGGCAGCUUGUCACCAGGUCUCCCCGGGAAAUGAUGAGAAUCAUCUAUAG
This is a messenger RNA of Colletotrichum fioriniae, 1065 nucleotides long. NCBI's taxonomy places the organism in Eukaryota, Fungi, Ascomycota, Sordariomycetes, Glomerellales, Glomerellaceae. The record is from RefSeq and is a predicted model, not a curated record.